AAAUGGAGGCUCUCGCUCUGUUUGUGGUAUGGGAAUGCCUGAAUGCAAACCUUGCUCUCUUUCUUGAGAAAGACUACGAUGGCCAUGCUCAACCAAAUACUGAGAUCGCUGAAGAAACCAAAGGUACUGAGACUUGUAUGUCUUGCUUCAUCUGUUGUUGGAUUGCUCUGUUAUGCACUCAGUUCCUCUUUCAACCAUUUACUGGGAAACUGGAGCUGGUGGAAGAUGCUUCUUUAUAUUGUUUUCAGUUUCAUCGUUUUCCUUGCCGUCUUGUUCGCACCGGCAAGGUCGCGCUCCACCUCUCUCCGGCUGGAAUCUCAUGUGUCAUUUUUGGUUCUCAUAAUCACUUCUGUUUAUUCCUUUUUGUUUGAUAAUCUCGUGAAGGGUAAACCAGAUGCAUACAGCCUGGUCUCUUGUGCUGCUUUUGCUACCAUGUCACUUGGCUUGUCAAAUCUUACUCAAUUUGGAUUCCAGAUCGAUCUACUAUAUUUCUUCUGCGGAGGUCUACUAGUACAACUCAUGGAGAUCAAAAUGUGGUUAGUCAUUGUUGGAGGGAGCUUCAGUUAUUCCCUCAUUCAAAUUUGUGAUUAUCCGCGCCACACACAACGGGAGAAUCUUCCCCUCCAGCUCCAAAAUCUAGUAAACAUUCAAGUUGAUCCACGGAGUGUUAGUAGUAGCAGUCAUGAAGAAGCUUAUGCUGAUGUUGAUAGUACUCAAGGCACCUCACCAGAAGACGGGGAUCUAAGAUUCCAAGACCAUUUGCACACUCAAAAUAAUUCACCUUCACAAGAUGACAUCCAGCAACAGCUUAUGAAUUGUAUAAAGGAGCUUGAGAAGGAGAAUAAGAUGCUUGUUCCCUUUUUUUGUGGUCAUGUGGACAAAUACCUUGAAGCCGAAUUUGGCUCCAAAGAAGAACCGUAUGCUGAUAUCAACUUUGUGUUGGAUGCACUUCCAUCGGAAAUUAUGAGGCGCCUUAAGGAAAUCGUGAAGCUGAUGGUAGACGGAGGUUUCGUAGAGGAAUGCAGCGACAUUUACAGCACAUGGCGAAGGGAGUUUGCAGAACAGUGUCUACGAGAACUUCUGCAAUUUCAAUUGCCCAUCAAAAUGGACUUUUGGAAGUGGUCAGCAGCGUGCAAGGCAGCUUGGAAGAUGUUUUUUCCCAAUGAAAGAAGACUCUGCGAUUUCCUCUUUUCAGGUUUAUCUGUCGCUGCGGAUGUCUCCUUCGAUAAAUUUUGCAAGAGUCUGACGACUGUUCUACUGGAAUAUGCCCAUACCAUAACAACUCAGAGCUAUACGCAGUAUACGCUUCUCGUGGACGCCCCUAGAAUGUUGAUGUCAUUAGGCAAGCUGGAACCGGAGUUCAUCGCUUAUAACAAUUUGUCGUUCGUACGUGAUGUUCGAGACAUUCAGCAAAGAUUGGCUAUGAUAAACAGCUUUAGGUAUAUUAUUUACCCUGAUAUUGUGGAGGCACCUGCUACCGACGGAGGGCUUCAUCUCAUUACUAAGGAAUCAAUGAACUACAUCCUUGGAAUUUGUGAAGGUAUGAUAUACCAGAGGGAUUGUCAAACUUACUGCAUCGAAAAUUCUUCAUUUUGGGUGGUGAUAGGAAAGAUGAUUGAGUUGUUAGAGAGCGAGUUGGAACUCGAGUCUACACGCUUAUACGGUGACCGCGCAUUGCGCUAUAUUUUUAUGAUCAAUAAUCUCAUACACAUAAACCAAAGGACAUGUGAUUUGAAAUUCGACGAUGAAUGGUUUCAACAACAAAAACGAAAGGUGAGACAAAAGUGUAACCUGUAUUAUGAGUGGACGUGGAACAAGAUGAUGGAUUUUUUGACGGUUGAGACAAAUGAGUCCGGGGAAGUGGUAGCGGAUUUAAUGAUAAAAAAGAUCCGUUUGUUCAACCUGCACUUUGAGGAGACAUGCACACUUCAAUCUACAUGGAUGGUCUCUGAUAAAAAACUGAGGAAACGAAUAACAAAACACAUUGAAGGGUUCUUGUUGCCAGAAUAUGAAAAUUUUUGUGGCAGCUUUCUAGCCGUUCUUGGUGAUGAAGCUUGCUGUGGUGUUUCACUUGGGAGUAAGUUUAUGAAUGAUGUGUUACUUAGAUACGAUGGAGUUGAAACCAAUGAAGAUGAGGUUGUUGUGGAAGGUGAAGUUGUUCAACCUAAAGUUGAGAGAGAGGGUGAGGAUGAGGUUAGUGAAGAAGGGAAGGGUAAAGGAGUGGAUGAUGUUGCUGAAGGGGAGGGUGAGGAUGAGGUUGUUGUGGAAGACGAGAGUGAGGGAGGGGAUGAUGUUGUUGUUGAAGGGAAUGGUGAGGAUGAGUUUGAUGUUAGUAGUUGGAUUGAGUCCCAAGACGAUUUUUUCAGUGAAGAUUGUAUGUGUGUUUAA
Vigna umbellata (rice bean) is the source of this 2388-nucleotide messenger RNA. RefSeq names its product exocyst complex component EXO70B1-like. Gene Ontology annotation, molecular function: phosphatidylinositol-4,5-bisphosphate binding. Gene Ontology annotation, cellular component: exocyst. NCBI's taxonomy places the organism in Eukaryota, Viridiplantae, Streptophyta, Magnoliopsida, Fabales, Fabaceae. The record is from RefSeq and is a predicted model, not a curated record. Gene Ontology annotation, biological process: exocytosis.